Molecule: messenger RNA, 2334 nt
Organism: Penaeus vannamei (Pacific white shrimp)
Lineage: Eukaryota; Metazoa; Arthropoda; Malacostraca; Decapoda; Penaeidae
Product: protein O-linked-mannose beta-1,2-N-acetylglucosaminyltransferase 1
Biological process (GO): protein O-linked glycosylation via N-acetylgalactosamine
Cellular component (GO): Golgi membrane
Molecular function (GO): beta-1,3-galactosyl-O-glycosyl-glycoprotein beta-1,3-N-acetylglucosaminyltransferase activity
Source: RefSeq, a predicted model, not a curated record
AAAACCUCAAACUUCUCGCGGACGUUUUAUUUCUGACAGUCCCAUGCGCAUUUACGUCGUUAUGGACUGUUCGUAAUAAAGAAUGAACAAGGAAGAAACAGAAAAAAGAUAAUUAGGAGACUUCUGUAUUGCUGAGUUUGAAGAAUGGCUGUCGGAAAACGGGCGUGGGGGAUUCAGAUCGCGCUCCUCUUCGUGACGCUCGCCCGCGCCAACGCCUCUGCGGGGCGGAAUUUCCCGACGGAAUGGAGGAAGAUUUCUGAGAUUCGAACACUUCGUCCAGUCAACGAGACAACGUUGGAAAUUCUCGAAGCUAUGCAGGAGAAUGUGCACAAAAUACAAGUUAUUGUGAACAAACGGCGCAUUAGCAUAUACCUGAAUGACCAAGAGGUCUACGAGAAAAGCGGGAGGGUCGGCGCAGCUGCGAGGACCCACUCCGGCGUGCACGUGGUGGCGCUGCACCCCCUCCGCGGCCACGUGAUGCUCGCCAGGCAGUUCCUCACGCACCAGCCCGCCGAACACAGGAACCUGGCGGCGUGCCUCGACUCCCUCAUGCCGGGCAACAUCCUCAUUGCGGCUGCGGUGCCCGACGCGGUCAUGUUCCUGGGCCCCGACGCCGUGGCCCGCCUGGAGGAGAUGGGCGCCUCCAGGAUCCGCCAUCUCGCCCGGCACGAAACCUGGGUCAUGGUGGCCCACACGCCCGUCCGCGCCCCAACGCCUCCUCGCUACCGCUAUCCUGUACUUCAACCGAACGUAACGGUUCCAGCGAAGCCGCUGGGGAGGGUGUGGGGGGAGAGCGUGGCUGUGCGGUCGCUGGAGAGGGAGGGAACUUCUGCCUUCGUCGACUUCGGCGCCUUCGUCCCCAAAUUCCCAGCUGCGCAGUGCGACUGGCACCAGGAGGAAACCCUGAAGGAUCAGAGGGCGUUCUGUGAUCGUUACGACGGCUACUUCCGCCUCUGCAAGUGCCAGGACCCGCUCACCCCCGCCCUUAGGCACUCCGCAGAAAAGAUAGAGAUUCGAGAAGUCAUUCCCCUGGCGAUGCUGACGGCCGUCAAGCCCUUCAACUUUUACAGGCAGCUUCUGAAUGUCCUGGAAACCCCCGGAGCCGCGCAGACGCCCAUCCUGGUCCUCGUGGACGGCUUCCAGAGAGAGAUCAUCAGCCUAACGAAGCUCUUCGGGUUGGACGUCUUGGUGCACAGGCCUCAGGGAGAGAAGGGCUCGUCAACUCUCCUCAACAUGCACUUCCGGUUCUCCGUGCACAAUGUCUUCAAUUUCUUCCCGGGAGCGAAAAAGGCCAUCAUCUUGGAGGACGACUUGCUGCUCUCGCCUGACUUCUUAUCGUUCUUCCAGCAGACGGCGUGGCUGCUGGACGAAGACCCGACCAUCGCGUCCGUGAAUGCUUUCUCCAUCAACAGCUUCCCCGAAGUGGCCUCCGACCCGACCGUCCUGAGGAGAGUGGAGCUCGUCCCGCAGUUCGGCUGGCUCGUCCGGCGGAAGUGGGCCGAGGAGGUCUACGAGGCGUGGGUACCCGAGGGGGAGACGGCCGACUGGGACUGGUGGCUCUUCAAGGAAGUCCCGCGGAAGCAGAGGGACACGCUGGUUCCUGAGGUGAGCCGAGUCAUCCACGCCGGGUCCUCAGGGGCUCACGUCACGGGCUACGCGCAGGAAAACACCUUUAAUCACAUGGUUUACAACGAGGAUCCAUACGUGACGCUUGAGAACCUCGAAGAUCUGACCAAGGAACGCUACGAAUACCUAAUCCGACAAGAGAUACUCCGUGCUGUCACCCUGACCUUGACUUCAUCGCCCUGUGAUGGACCCAUGCUCCCCGAAGAGCAGCCCGGUCCAUUUAAGCUUUUCGUAGAAAUCGAGACGAAAAAUGAUGAAUACGAGAGUUUCUAUGUCAUGCAAGCGUGCUUGCGCGCCUACCCCGAAGAGGCCCGUGAGGUGUUCCGGGGGGUCCUGCGCUACAACCUCCAGGGCCGCCUUCUCUACGUCGUGGGCUGCCCCCUCUCUCCCUACUGCUCGAUGUUUUCCGACGGCUACCGCUUCCUGAGGCCUUCCCCGUGGCUGGUGGACUCGGCGAGCCAGCGUCGCGCGCGAGUGGCAGACCAGGAACUACCCGCCGUACUUCGUGGAGCGCCGUCGACCCGUUUCGCCCGAGGAAGAAUUUCGGAUGGAGAACCUGAUCUACUUUUAUCGGAAGGGGAAGGGCGCGGACAGGAAGUCUGCGUGAAAGGAGGGUACUUUCGAUAAGAGUGACCUUGCAAGGGUUGAGCAUAGUGUUAGCCAGUUGAAGUAUUGUGAAUAUAUAUACAACAACACGCAGACGCACAC